AUAAAGGCGCGUAGGGAAACAAAACGGUGUAAAAAAAAAACGUUCCACCUCACAUAAUUCACUUUGAAUUUCAAACAUAUUUUUUUGUCUAUGGCUUCAAUGGAUGGUGGCUUUGUUGAUUGCCAUUGCCACAUCACAGCCUGUGAAUUUGCCGAGGAUUUAGAGGAUGUGAUCAAGAGGACCAGAGAGGCUGGAGUCAAAACACUUAUUUCUGUCACUGAAGAGCCCAGUGAGUUUGAAAGAGUUAUCCAGCUGUUUAAAAGCUACCCAGAUCUAGUUGCACCAUGUUUUGGAAUCCACCCAGUCCAAGGCUGUGGGUCCCAUGACCAGCGCAGCGUGAAGAUUCAGGACUUGGAGCCUGCCCUGCCCUUGUUCCAGAAGUACAGAGAUGAAAUUGUUGCAGUUGGAGAGAUUGGUCUUGACUACACACCUUGGUAUGCCCCCACUUCUCAGGAGAGAGAGGAACAGCUGACUGUUUUCACCAAGCAAUUACAAAUAUCCAAGGAUCUGGAUUUGCCAGUGAACAUCCAUUCCCGAUCAGCUGCAAAGGUCACCAUAGCUACUCUGAAAGAACAGGGUAUCACUUGUGCUUUGCUGCACAACUUUGCAGGGAAACCAUCAGUGGCCAUGGAAGGAGUGCAGGCAGGGUACUUCUUCUCCUUCCCUCCAGCUGUCUGUAGGAAUGACCAGAAAGCCAAGCUGAUCAAACAGAUUCCAUUAGAACACAUCUGUCUGGAGACAGACUCUCCUGCCUUGGGACCAGAAAAACAUGUAAGGAAUGAACCCAAGAACAUUUCACUGGUCUGUGAGUACAUUGCUCAUGUCAAAGGAAUCACACCUCAAAUGGUAAUUCAUGCCACUACAGAUAAUGCCCUCAGAUUGUUCCCAAAAAUUAAGAGACUUGAGUGAUGCGUUUUGUAAUUAAAUUAACUUUGUGCUAUCUCAUGCUGUGUCUCUGAAAAUGAAAUGGAAUUGUGAAAUAAAAUGCUCAAUCAACA
Molecule: messenger RNA, 998 nt
Organism: Oncorhynchus tshawytscha (Chinook salmon)
Lineage: Eukaryota; Metazoa; Chordata; Actinopteri; Salmoniformes; Salmonidae
Gene: tatdn3
Product: TatD DNase domain containing 3
Exons: 10
Coding region: 91-909 (272 amino acids)
Molecular function (GO): hydrolase activity, acting on ester bonds
Source: RefSeq, a predicted model, not a curated record